This is a messenger RNA of Anisakis simplex (herring worm), 477 nucleotides long. Lineage: Eukaryota; Metazoa; Nematoda; Chromadorea; Rhabditida; Anisakidae. The record is from the annotation of a GenBank genome assembly.
AAAUCCGAUGAUGUGAUGGUGUUGUGCCGCGCCAGACACGGCUACGUAUUCUGUGAGAAGCUUGCGAAAGGUUGCUCGAGGCUGGCCAAAGUCACGAUCUCGAGCUCGCUCUCGGGCUUGACCAUCAACUUCCCCGAAAUUGUCGUCACAUGCAUUCGCGAAGAGCCAUACUUGCCACAACUGGUGGUCGAGUACGGUUUCACUAAAAUCGAGGCAUGGAUGACCUUGUGCAAGAUCACUGUGUGGAAUGGUCCAAUUACCGUGGUACAAAAAGAAUGUGUUGUUAAACAGACUCGACUGCCUGAUGCCAGAAGCCAAUGCAUUAAGAAGUACGGUGCUGACUUCUGUAGCACGUUGAUAACGUCUUGCUUCGAGGUCACCAACACUGAAUUCUUAGGCGAAAAACCAUGCGCCGUAUGCGAACUGCCAGCCAAGGUCUACGUCUGCCUUCAGAAAGGUAUCUUGCUGCCUCAUUGA